Trichomycterus rosablanca is the source of this 716-nucleotide messenger RNA. It is a transcript of the gene fabp4b, whose product is annotated as fatty acid binding protein 4b. NCBI's taxonomy places the organism in Eukaryota, Metazoa, Chordata, Actinopteri, Siluriformes, Trichomycteridae. The record is from RefSeq and is a predicted model, not a curated record. Gene Ontology annotation, cellular component: cytosol; nucleus. Bases 158 to 556 code for a protein of 132 amino acids. Gene Ontology annotation, molecular function: fatty acid binding. Gene Ontology annotation, biological process: fatty acid transport. The transcript has 4 exons.
AGGGGUCAAAACAAAACCCCUCCACCACUAGAGAUUAGCCUGCUCAUGCAGCACAUGCUUCUCUUUCUUUAAACCCUACAAAAGAGGCUCCGAGCUGUAGAAUAAGAAAGAGUGCAUCACAGCACCGAGUUACUCACAUUUAUAAACCGCUUUGACAAUGGAACAGUUCAUGGGUAAAUGGAAACUGAUUGAAAGUGAAAAUUUUGAUGAGUACAUGAAGGAAGUAGGCGUCAGUUUUGCCUCUAGGCAAAUUGCUAACAUGGUCAAGCCAGAUCUGUUAUUCAGCACCGAUGAUCAGGGACUCAUAUCUAUGAAAUCCACAACCACAUUCAAGACGGCGGAAAUAACAUUUCGUCUGGAUGAAGAAUUUGAUGAGACCACACCUGAUGACAGGCAAGCAAAGACUGUAAUGAGCCUGAUCGAUGGUAAACUUAUUCAAACACAGAAGUGGGACGGGAAGUGCACAACGAUUGAGAGAGAAAUUCAGGAAGGGAAAUUAAUAGUGAAAUGCAUCAUGAAUAAAGUGGAGAGUAAAAGAACAUAUGAAAGAAGUUAAUACUGCUGCUGCUGUUACAUACCUGUUGAAAGGAUCACAAAUCCCAAAAAGUUUCAAUAACACACUGUCCAACACAGUUUUUGUCCAGUGAUCAAUCAGCCAAUCACUGUUUAAAGAAGAUUUUACUUCAGUAAACUUUAAAUAAAUGUCUUGAUAUAAC